CAACACACACCGCUGGUGGCGCGCCCAGGCGGCGCGCUUCUUCCUGAGAGCGCCCUCGCCGCGCCUCUGCCGUCUGCUCAACGCCCAGCGCCACCUGUCCUAUGGCCGCCUCGCCGCUGCUGCUGUCGCCCAGGCUGAGCUCGCUGCCUCUCAGGCGGACGUGGUACUAUCACAGGGUUUAGCUCAGGCAGACGUGGCUGUGGCACAGGCUGACGCUACUGUAGCAGAGGAAGAUCAGGCUUUAGGAGAUGGGGAGAUGCCAAACACUGGGUUGCGUGCCUCUGCUGCACUGACCGCUGGUCCAUCUGACAGCAGCUCACUGUGGAAAAUCGCACCUGGCCCCAUGGAGCGGCAGCUGUGGUGGCGGGUGCGGGUGCCGUGGGUGCCACGGGCGCUGGUGAGCAUGCACGUGCGCAUGGGCGACAAGGGGCGCGAGAUGCGAGUGGCGGGCGCAGCGGAGUACGUGCGCCUGCUGCUGCGCGUGCGCCGCCACGACCCGCACGCCCGCUUCGUGUGGCUCGCCACUGAGAUGCAGCCCGUGGUGGAGCAGCUGAGCGGCAUGGGCGGGUGGAGGUGGUUCACCACAGCAGUGCCACGCAUGGUGGGCAACGACAGCAUGCCUGCAUACGAGAGAGCAUUGGGAGUGCAGCGCAGCACGGACAAUGCGUUGGUGAACCUGCUGCUGGCGGGCGAGGCGGACUACUUCAUCGGUGCGCUCGGGUCGUCCUGGUCCUUCCUGCUCGAUUCGCUGCGCUGCACCGCGGGGAAGAUGCGCCGCGGCUUCCUUAGUGUCAACGUUUCUCCCCGCUGGUAG
This is a messenger RNA of Closterium sp. NIES-65, 814 nucleotides long. The record is from the annotation of a GenBank genome assembly. NCBI's taxonomy places the organism in Eukaryota, Viridiplantae, Streptophyta, Zygnematophyceae, Desmidiales, Closteriaceae.